Messenger RNA from Brachypodium distachyon (stiff brome), 1325 nucleotides. Its product is annotated as peroxidase 17. The transcript is spliced from 3 exons. Gene Ontology annotation, biological process: hydrogen peroxide catabolic process; response to oxidative stress. The record is from RefSeq and is a predicted model, not a curated record. Gene Ontology annotation, molecular function: heme binding; peroxidase activity. NCBI's taxonomy places the organism in Eukaryota, Viridiplantae, Streptophyta, Magnoliopsida, Poales, Poaceae. The coding region runs from base 139 to 1182 and encodes 347 amino acids.
UUGAAUUAAGCGCCCAGUGAAAAGGGCCGGAGGGAGUACUACGCUGUCUCUCCUCAUAGCAGAGCCGAAUCUGAGCCCCAUCUCACUGCGUGUCAGUCAGUGGUGUGCGUUCUGUUCUGCCCUGCCGUCACACACACCAUGGCGCUCGGCCCCCAUGGCCGCGUCAGCUUGCUCCUCGCCUUUGCCGUGUCGCUCGCGUUCGUAUGCCCCGCCGACGGGGCCGUGAAGGAGCUGAAGGCCGGGUACUACGGCAAGACUUGCCCCGGCGCCGAGGAGACCGUCCGCGGCGUCAUGGCCCGCGCGCUCGCCCGCGAGCCUCGCGGCGUCGCCUCCGUCAUGCGCCUCCAGUUCCAUGACUGCUUCGUCAACGGAUGCGACGGGUCGGUGCUGAUGGACGCGACGCCGACGAUGGCGGGGGAAAAGGAGUCGCUGUCUAACAUCAACUCGAUCCGGUCGUUCGAGGUCGUCGACCAGAUCAAGGACGCGCUGGAGAAGCACUGCCCCGGCGUCGUCUCCUGCGCCGACAUCAUCGUCAUGGCCGCCCGCGACGCCGUUUUGCUGACGGGUGGACCCCAGUGGGACGUGAGGCUCGGGCGCGAGGACAGCCUGACGGCGAGCCGGAAGGCCUCCGACGACAUCAUGCCGAGCCCGCGCGCCAACGCCAGCGCGCUCAUCCGCCUCUUCGCCGGAUACAACCUCACCGUAAAAGACCUCGUCGCGCUCUCGGGCUCGCACUCCAUCGGCAAGGCCCGCUGCUUCUCCGUCGUCACCCGCCUCUACAACCAGUCGGGCUCCGGCCGGCCGGACCCCCACAUGGACCGGGCCUAUCGCGCCAGGAUGACCGCGCUCUGCCCCAAGGGCGGCGACGAGAACGUCACCGUCGGCAUGGACGCCACUCCCGUCGCCUUCGACAAUCAUUACUUCAAGGACCUCGUCCGCCGUCGAGGGUUCUUGAACUCUGACCAGACGCUCUUCUCCGACAACGCUAGGACCCGGCGGCUCGUGGGACGGUUCAGCAAGGACCAGAAUGCCUUCUUCAGGGCCUUCGCUGAAGGGAUGAUCAAGAUGGGCGAGCUCCAGAACCCCAACAAGGGAGAGAUACGGCGGAACUGUCGCGUCGCCAACGGUUCGCCGCGUGCGAUGGAGAAGCAGGACGUGACAUCCCGGGGUGUGCACUUCUGAUCACCGAGGUCUGAGAGGUCAGAAGUGCGUACAUAUAAUAAAGGUUUCAGAUCUAACUACCGAUUAUUGCUAAUUGUUGAGGAAUAAUAGAGACUUCAAUGCCUCUGCUGCAUCAAGGUUUGGUUCAUGGUUGGCUCUGCAAA